GAAAUCAGAGAUUAUGUUGAAAAAUGAAGAAAUAUUAUUUUCUACUAACUCUUUUUGUUGUAUUCUGGAUUAAUUUUAGCUUUUGACUUUGAUUGAGAUUGCUUAGGAACUGCUUAAUUUUGGUUUUUAUGUUGAACUUGAAAAUUCAUAAUUGAUAAUCAAGUCUGUGAAGAAUGAAGCUUAUACUGAAAAUAAAUUUCAGUUUCAAGUACUUGUAUGGUUUGUGUUUCCUUCUUGUUUAUUAGGUAAAUUUCACUAUUUUGUAUUCAUAAACAAGAUUUACUCAUUGGCUGAAAUCUGUGAGAAAGAAUCGAAAUAUUGAUAUCUAGAAAAAAACUACUGCAGAAGUUGAAACAAAAUAUUGGCAUUUGGUAAAUUUCGUGUUAUGUUUUGAGGAUUUUUUUUAUUUGAAAUGUAAUUUGGUAGGCCUAUUAUCUUCUUUCUUUCAGAGGUAGGAUUGAUUUGAUAUUUAGCUAAGCAUUUUUGGUUUCCGAGAGAGCAUACUUCGAUAUCAUUGUGUGUCUCUAGUAAUCAUUUGUGAUACUUAUAUCAUACUUGAAUGAGUUUAUAUCAUGCUCUUGAGUGGAGAGAAUGAUAAGUUGAAAUAGGUUUCAUGCUCAAUUUUUGGCUUUGUUUCAUUUUUCCGUGAAUUACAACUUCAUUUCCUGCAUUCAAAUAUGUCUGCAAAGUCAUUAUGAUAUUCAGUAUAACUUUAAUGUUAUAUUAUUGAAGAGUUCCCUCCUCCCUGUAAUAUUUUUGAAGAGCUUACUCGUGUAAGUAGUGAUGUAGUAUCAACUUUAUUUAUAAUUGGAUAUUAGGUCGCAUGGGAUGAGUUCUCCCUUUGGAGGGUGAUAAACAGAGAGGUGAUAUGUUAUAGCAUGUCAACAAAUUAAGAUUCUCAGAUAUAUUUAAAGCUGAUUUCUUGCAGAUCUAUAGUGUCCCUACAUAAAUGAUAUUACUUGCAUAUGAUACAGGAGUGCCUCCUGGGAUUUAUUUUCUGAUUGUGAAACAAAUGAAAGGUUUGGGAGCCAUUCUUGAAUAUUUUUAUCUAGAAUAUGUAAUUGCUUCUAGCACUUGAUCAUCAUUUAAAGGUUUGUAAUUGCUUCUAAUACUUAAUCAUCAUUUUAAGGUUUUACGGAUUGAAGCUGGAAGUUUAGUUGAUCAGUUUUCAUUGGUUCAGAAAGGAGUGAAUUUGAAUUGUUUGUGGACUCGCCUGUUUAACUAUAGAACAUGUAUGAAACUGUUAGGCAUUGCUUAACGGAUUCUUGUAUGGUUAUAUUGGUAGAAAGAAAAGAUAGACUUCAGUUUAUAAUGAUUCAGGAAGCAGGAUUAUUUGAAACAUCUGAAAUAUUUCGAGACUCGUGCUCAAUUAUGGGUACUUUAAAGAUUCAAAUAAUCAUAUGGGGAUUAUCAAGACUAUCGGAUUUCAAGGGUCACUUACUGGAUAUGCUGUACCUUUAUUGUUUCUAGAGGCAGCACCUCAUUCUACACAUGCCAGAGAGGACAAACUGCAUUGUUUUCAUGUCAAUGUAAUAGUCUUCCAAUCAGAACACUACAGCAAUAAGAUGAAUGAUACGGCUGCUGUUACUUCUGAUAUUGCCAUCCCCGACAUGCAAAAGUUUAUGCAUGAAGGUCUCUCAUACAAUACCAAAGACAUGGAAAGGGUACAAAAUGCCUUGAAAGUUUCAUAUGAAGUGGAUAUGACCUUAGCCCUCUUUUCUGAAAAGUUGACAAAUAUGGAGGAUCUUUUGUCGCGCAUUUUACUCUGGGAAAAUGAUAUUGGAUCAAUACCUGUUGAGGAUGAUAACAUAUCUGCAGAAUUGAUUGAAAAGGCUUUAAUGUUUGAUCUGUUGUGCGCUUUUUUAUGUUCCGAGGUGAGAGAAUUAGACAAUCUAAUGGGUGAUCUUCAAGAUACUAUUGUCAAUGCCCUUAAUGAGAUAUCUUCUUGUGGACAACCGACAGAAUUGCUCACUGGGCUUGAAAGUAAACUGCGUGAUUCUGAAGAAUUACUAAAACAGUCACAAGAGCAAGUCCAGGAGAUAAAGAUCCAAUUAGCCAAGUUGCAGAUGAGCUCAUUUUCUUCUAAACAAAAUGAAUGGAAAUAUGACUUGGUCGAGGGUCUCAACGAAGAAUUUCAUUUAGAAAGCACAGAGUUCAAGCCGCAAAUGCAGACAAUGGAACAAAGGCGUGUUUUAAGAAUGCUGGAAAAAUCUCUUGCAAGAGAGUUGGGACUUGAGAAGAAAUUGACUGGACUAAAACAAAAUGAGGAAGAUCUUAAAUUGAAGAUACGGUUAACAGAACAAGUUGCUGUACGCAUGGAAGAGGCGGCAGAGGCUGCUUGGAGCAGGUUCUUAGAGGCGGAAAAUACAGCAGAAGUGCUGACGGGAAUUUCAAAAGAAAUGGCGGGCAGGCUUCAGAUUGUUCGGUUCAAUCUGAAUGGUUCAACCAAUAAAGAAGAAGAAAUGAAAUCUAAACUCCAAGAUUGCAUAGAUCAACUGAACGACAAAGAAUUUGCAAUUGGAAAACUCAACAGCAGCAUUUCACAGCUUAUCGCCGAUAAUUCUGAAGUGACUCAUGUAAGAGAACAAUUUAAUAUGCUAGGGGAAAAGCUGAACGAAACUGAGUCCCAGCUCAAAAAGGCAAAUGCAUCAAGUGAAACGAGUCAACUGAAAUUAAAAGAGAUGGAGGGUGAAAUCCAGUCCCUAAGGGAAACUAUAUAUGAUGCGGAGAGCAGGGCUGAAAGUGCAGAGACCAAAGUUACUUAUUUAACAGAGACAAACAUGGAACUGACAGAAGAACUAGGUUUUCUGAGAGGUAGUAAUGAUAGCAAUACAAAAAAGGCGAGCAUACUCGAGAAGCAGUUGAGGGAAUUAGAUAUCCAAUUGCAGCAUGCUAGGGCAUCCUCUGAAGCAAGUCAAGAGCAGCAAAACAUGCUAUAUUCUGCAAUUUGGGACAUGGAAAUAUUAAUUGAUGAACUGAAACAAAAAGUUGCCAACGCUGAAAGUAAGACUGAGAGUGCGGAGAACCGAUGUAUUAUAUUGUCCGACACGAAUUCAGAACUUAACGAAGAACUAGAUUUUCUGAGAGCCAGAAUGGAAUUCUUGGAGAAAUCUAUAAACCAAGAGACAAUUGAGAAAAAUUCAUGUAUGGACGACAUUAAUAUCAAAACCGAUCUAAUUAUGGAUAUGGUUACGCAACUGGCAUUGGAAAGGGAGAGAAUACACAAACAGUUGUACUAUUUGACAAAGGAAAACAAAUUGUUGAGGGAGAAGUUUCAGGAAUCAACGAAGCUUGCACCCGUAGUUCAGAGAGACAAUAGCAGUAGUGAAAAUAAAGAAUUCCCAUCGUCCGGGCUCAAUUCACUUGAUGCUUUUUCUACAAGAUUUUCAGCUGAAAUGACUACACCAUUCUCAUCCAAAAGUUUUCAGGCUCAACAAUAUGAAACUACCAAGGAUGCAUAUGUUUCAGGAACCAAAUUCCUGUUUUCUGGGUCAUACGGUACAAACAAAAUGUGUACAAAUCACCAGGGGACGUGGCCCCAGAUCAGAGUGAAGUGUCUUCUAGUUCUGCAAACAACGAAACAAAUUCCUCUCCGAUGGUGGAUGCAGAGAGAAUGGUAAAAACCAGGAGUUGUAGGAGAACGUUCACAAUCAUGGCAGUUCUGAUGCUUUCGAUUUUAGCAGCACAUCUGUUUAACAAAAAUCCUGUGGCCUUGAAAUUUUUCGAGAGUUAAUUCUUUGCAGUUUCAAGAUCACUAGGAUUCUUUUUUCUGUACACAUAUUUCCUGCAAGUCCUGUUUGUAAGAAAACAUGAUUUUGUGGCCAUCAAAAGUGGAUGUAACUUGGCACAAUUUUUAGUUUUUAUUAAUUAUUUCUCAUAAAGGUAGCUUUGAAAUGAUGGAAAAAUUCAUGUUGUAUACAAAGUUUAGCUGAUGUUCCUAGGAUUACUUUGAACCUCAAAAAGAGGUAUUUUGUAAAUGUAUCAAUUGCUUAUUUCUUGAAUGUAA
This is a messenger RNA of Olea europaea var. sylvestris, 4006 nucleotides long. RefSeq names its product WPP domain-interacting tail-anchored protein 2-like. Lineage: Eukaryota; Viridiplantae; Streptophyta; Magnoliopsida; Lamiales; Oleaceae. The transcript has 6 exons. Bases 1401 to 3620 code for a protein of 739 amino acids. The record is from RefSeq and is a predicted model, not a curated record.